Molecule: messenger RNA, 943 nt
Organism: Drosophila ficusphila
Lineage: Eukaryota; Metazoa; Arthropoda; Insecta; Diptera; Drosophilidae
Gene: mRpL10
Product: 39S ribosomal protein L10, mitochondrial
Exons: 2
Coding region: 146-904 (252 amino acids)
Biological process (GO): translation
Cellular component (GO): mitochondrial large ribosomal subunit
Molecular function (GO): structural constituent of ribosome
Source: RefSeq, a predicted model, not a curated record
ACGGUGUUGCCAGAGAUUUCACACUGCAACCAAAAACAAAACGUGAAGCUCUACUCACGUAUUGUUUUCUAUAUUAAAAUAAUAAGUUAAAACAAGCAAAUUAGAUACUUUUAAGAAUAAAAGGAUCCAGCAUUAGCUUUAAAGCAUGACGAGCCUCGUACAGAAAAGCCUUCCUCUGGCCAGGACCAGCACUCCGGCGCUGCAGUUCCUCCGCUUCAGGGGCAAGAUCAACAUACAGCGGCCCAAGGCGCCGCACUACGAGCGAGCCCGCGUCAUCGCCGUCACCCAGCCGAAGUACCCGGAGCCCCCAAAGUCAAAAAGCUGCUUCAAAACACGCGAAGAGCGCACGCAGCAGCAGCUGGAGAACCCCUACAACGAAAUCAUAGCUCGCGAGGUGCGCAACUGGCUGGAUCACUCGCGGCUAGUGGCCAUCUUCCACCUGAACUCGAUCUCCGCCGACGAGAUUUUCCGCGUGCGCGUCCAGCUGCACAAGCAGAACCUGCAUCUCAAGUCCUACGGCCGCAAGAUCAUCGGCCAGGCGGUGCAGGGCACUCGCUACGAGGCCAUCCUGCCGCUCUUCCACUCUAACCACUGCAUCGUCUUCUCGCCGGACCAGCAAAAAAUCGCCACGCUGCUAAAGAUCACGCGCAAGGUGCCGCAGAUGGUGCUACUGGGUGGCAUCGUGGAGGAGACUCUGCUCAGCCGCAACGAGCUGAUGAACUACGCCCAGAUGCCCGGCCUGCAGGCGGCGCAAGCGCAGCUAGUUCAAACCCUGAACCAGGCGGCCGGCCAUCUGGUCCAGCAGCUGCAGGCGCAUCAAAACAGCUUCGUGCAAGUGCUCGACGUCCAUGCCAAAGGUGAGGCCCAGGAGGCGGCGCCGGAGCCAGCGGAGGAGCCCAAGUAAAAUCAAGUUUGUUAAAUAACAAGAAAAUCAAAAAUGUUA